Molecule: messenger RNA, 602 nt
Organism: Dama dama (fallow deer)
Lineage: Eukaryota; Metazoa; Chordata; Mammalia; Artiodactyla; Cervidae
Gene: NDUFA12
Product: NADH:ubiquinone oxidoreductase subunit A12
Exons: 4
Coding region: 72-509 (145 amino acids)
Biological process (GO): response to oxidative stress; mitochondrial respiratory chain complex I assembly
Cellular component (GO): membrane
Source: RefSeq, a predicted model, not a curated record
UGCCUCUGAGUGGCUGGUUCCGCCGGUGGGUUUUCCGCGGCGCGCCGGGGAGGCGGGGCCCGCAGGACAAGAUGGAGUUGUUGCAGGUCCUGAAGCGCGGGCUGCAGCAGGUCAGCGGCCACGGUGGCCUCCGCGGCUAUCUUCGAGUUUUGUUCAGGGCAAAUGAUGUGAGGGUUGGCACGUUAGUGGGAGAAGACAAAUAUGGAAAUAAAUACUAUGAAGACAACAAGCAGUUUUUUGGCCGUCACCGAUGGGUUAUAUAUACUACUGAAAUGAAUGGCAAAAACACAUUCUGGGAUGUGGAUGGAAGCAUGGUGCCCCCUGAAUGGCAUCGUUGGCUUCACUGUAUGACUGAUGAUCCUCCAACAGUAAAACCACCUACUGCUCGUAAAUUCAUUUGGACAAACCAUAAAUUCAAUCUGAGUGGCACUCCACAACAGUACGUACCUUAUUCCACCACUAGAAAGAAGAUUCAGGAGUGGGUCCCACCUUCAACACCUUACAAGUAAAGACAACGAAAAGCAAUUUACAUGUAAAAUAUGGGGCUUUUCCUAUAAUUGUACUGCUUACUGUUAACUUGAUUAAAGUUAUUUGAUUAGGCA